Molecule: messenger RNA, 354 nt
Organism: Aphanomyces invadans
Lineage: Eukaryota; Oomycota; Saprolegniomycetes; Saprolegniales; Verrucalvaceae
Exons: 1
Coding region: 1-354 (117 amino acids)
Source: RefSeq, a predicted model, not a curated record
AUGCACUCGAUCUUUGUCCUGCAGGAACCGUGCAACUUGCCCUCUCGAGUGUGUUAUCGUCGCCUCACCUCGUCCAGUGCGCCAACAGCAUCGGUACACCCUCCAUCCUCCGUGCCUUACGCUUCCGACAUAUGCACAGGCAUGUCCCCGGAAGCCGUCGUGCGGAACGAUCGACUCACGAGUGCCCAAGUCGUGGCGUUUCGUGACGCAAGCUCGUGCGCGUCCUACCACCACGACAUGAUGGACAAGCUGCUGCGGAUUUACCCCGUCUGCGUCGACCCGGUGUCGAGGAUGUCUACGGCUACCCUCGGUUCCAUGACGUUUGCCCAGCGCGUGAAGAGCCUCACAUCGUAA